Lottia gigantea (owl limpet) is the source of this 1041-nucleotide messenger RNA. RefSeq lists its product as hypothetical. Gene Ontology annotation, cellular component: cytoplasm. The coding region runs from base 1 to 1041 and encodes 346 amino acids. Gene Ontology annotation, molecular function: AMP kinase activity; ATP binding. Lineage: Eukaryota; Metazoa; Mollusca; Gastropoda; Lottiidae. The record is from RefSeq and is a predicted model, not a curated record. Gene Ontology annotation, biological process: nucleobase-containing compound metabolic process. The transcript has 7 exons.
AUGUCAUCGGAAGAUGCAAAGUCUUACCUCUCAAAAAGGGAGGUUCCAAGACUUUUUGAAAGUAUGAUGACUGGAUUGAUGUUUCACAGACCAGAUGAUCACAUAGAAUAUCUCAUAGAAUGUUUACAGAAAGUUAAGUCAGAUACUCCAAAAAGUAUAUCCUGGGAUUUAUUUGUUGAUUUAAAAAGGAGUCCAUUACCACCUAUAACAUCACCUGUAAAUGGCAAAACUGAGGAUAGGACAAACAUACCACACCCUCCAACUAAACCUAAACCUAGUAGUAGAGAGAAGGACUCUCAAGAUGUUCCAGAUAGUAAAACUAUAUUACAAGAGGAUAUCCAACGUGAUUCCACUAUUAAAAUCAAUGUCAAGGACACAGGACGUAAAGAAGGUCUACCACAAGCACCUGUAGUCUUCUUUGCUGGUGGACCUGGUAGUGGUAAAGGUACACAAUGUAAGAAAUUGGUAGCAAGAUAUCCUGAUUUUGUACAUCUGUCUAUGGGUGAUAUACUACGUACAGAAAUAACUACACAUGGUACAGUUGAUGCUAAAUGGGAUAUGAUUAGUACAUUGUUACAGAAAGGAGAAAUGGCUCCACGAGAAAUGACAAUAGAUUUACUAUUGAAUGCUAUGAAAGAACAUAAAGAUGCUCAAGGCUUUAUUAUUGAAGGUUUUCCAAGAGAUGUCCUUCAACUAGAAGAAUAUUUCACACAUAUUGGUGGCCUUGGUUUUGCUAUUGUAUUAGAUUGUGAAGAAUAUUAUUUACAAAAACGUUUAGUUGAACGAGGUGAACAAACUGAACGUAUUGAUGACAAUUUGACAGCCAUUUCUAACAGACUAAAUUUCUUUAAACAAAAUACAUUACCAGUUUUACGAUAUAUAGAUGAUGAAGGCAAGCUAGUUGUGGUACAAGGAGACAGAGAUGAAGCUGAAAUAUUCUAUGAUUUAUGUAAAGUAUUUGACAUGGCUUUUUAUGGUAAACAACCCCAAUUAGUAAGUAUUAAUCAAACUAAUUAUAAUCUUUCUUUUACAUUAUCUUGA